Molecule: messenger RNA, 3605 nt
Organism: Pelodiscus sinensis (Chinese soft-shelled turtle)
Lineage: Eukaryota; Metazoa; Chordata; Testudines; Trionychidae
Biological process (GO): regulation of DNA-templated transcription
Molecular function (GO): DNA-binding transcription factor activity, RNA polymerase II-specific; RNA polymerase II cis-regulatory region sequence-specific DNA binding
Source: RefSeq, a predicted model, not a curated record
AUGCCCCUGCAGAACAGGGGCUGUGCAUAGACGGCUGCAGGGCCGAGGGGUAGCUAAGGCUGGCCAGAAAGUCAGGGGGGCUGGAUCCCAGUGGUUUCCCAGCCCGCUAGCUUGCCCUACUCCCUAAGCCCCUCUCAUCCCUGAAUCAGAUUGUUUCUCUGACUUCCCUCCCCCGGUAGUUUUUCCAUUCCUGACACAGACUUCCUGUGAGUCAUCGCAGCAGACAUUAGAGAAGUAACUGGAAGAAGAGAUCAAGUGUGGUGAUGGGGUAUCCGGCAAGUGACAGCUGAUGAAUUAAACCCUUCUCCUUGGCUAAUUCUGAGGGCAAUGAGAGGAAGCAGAUGAAGGGAAAUAAGAGUUACCACCCAAAGGGGAGUAAUGAAAACUGGCAUCAGCGCCUUUGGAGGCUCAGAACUUCCCUUGAGCCUCAAUGGGCCAAGAAAGUUGGAGGACAUGGCAAGAAAAGACCCUAGAUGAUCACUCUUCUUGUGCAUGAGCUUCCUGCCAGCUCAGCCCCAAGAAACCGGAUGAUGGAGAAGCUGACGGUUAUUAAGGUGGAAGCGGAAGACCUCAUCAAGCACCCCCGGGAGAAGACGUACACUUGCACUAUCUGUGGGGACAGCUUUAAUCACAAGGGCACCCUGGCCGUGCACCAGAAGACCCACAAGGAGGAGAUGCUGGUGGAGCCCCAAGAGCAGGAGGGAAGUGCCGUUGCAACAGGAGAGCUAAUGAGCCAGCAAGCUAGCGGAAGGGAAGAGGAUGCCAGCCAGGAGGGCACGAACCAGGAGGGAGAUCUCUCAGCACAGAAAGAAUCCCUGCAGAAAGCAAAGCCCUACUCUUGCACCGAAUGUGAGAAAAGCUUCAAGAUGAAGGUGGACCUCACCAAGCACCUCAGAACCCACACCGGGGAGAGGCCUUUCCCAUGCACUGAGUGCGGGAAGAGAUUCAUCACCAAGUCGCAGCUGAAGGAACACCAGAGGAUCCACACAGGGGAGCGGCCUUACCAAUGCUCCGAGUGCGGGAAAUGCUUCACACAGAAAUCACAGCUCAUCGUUCACCGGAGGAUCCACACUGGCGAGAAGCCUUAUAAGUGCGGCAGCUGCCAGAAGAGCUUUGUGGACAAGUCGCAGCUGGUCGCCCACCACCGUAUCCACACAGGCGACCGCCCCUUCAAGUGCGGGGUGUGCGCCAGGGGGUUCCGCCAGAAGAUCACCCUCAUAAAACACCAGAGGGUCCACACUGGGGAGGGGGCACGGCGGCACGGUGGGAUCCAUGCUGGCAACACCUCACAGCUCAUCGUGCCCGAGUCGACACCGGAUGGGGAGAGGAUAUUCCGAUGUGGCACCUGUGGGAAGCAGUUCAAGAAGAAGUCGAUCCUAGUGACCCACCAGAGGAUUCACACCGGAGAGGAACCCUACCAGUGCUCCGAGUGUGGGAAGCGCUUCCGGCAGAAGAUCCACCUGAUCCGCCAUCAGAGGACCCAUGCCAGGGGGGAGCCCCACGUGUGUGUCGAGUGUGGGGACGGCUUCAGCAGCAAGGGGCUGCUGCUGAGGCACCAGCGGUGCCAGCACCACAGCGAAGGACCCCACACGUGUCCCAAGUGUAGGAAAAGCUUUAGCCAGAAAGUAGGCCUCACCGCACACCAGAGAGUCCAUGACAGGGAGAAGGGAGAUGGGAACAUGGCCGCCUCUGAGGGAAAAUCUAAGGAGGCAGCAGACGGGAGACUGCCUGCCAAAAACGGCGAAGGCAGCAGCCACCCAGGGGACCUGACGGUGCCAUGUAAGAGCCAGGUCUAUAUGUGUACGCUGUGUGGCAAGACGUUCACCAAGAAAGGGAACUUUGCCAACCAUCAGCGGGCCCACACGGAGGAACGGGCCCACCGCUGUGGCAUCUGCGGCAAGAAGUUCACCAAGAGGGGGGAACUGACCAAGCAUGAGCGGAUCCACACGGGCGAGAGGCCGUACGUCUGCGCCGACUGCGGCAAGCGCUUCACCCAACGCACUCAGCUGGUCACUCACCAACGCAUCCACACCGGCGAGAAGCCCUACCCCUGUGCCGACUGCGGCAAGUGCUUCAUCGACAAGUCCCGGCUGACCGUGCACCAGCGCAUCCACACCGGUGACCGGCCCUUCCAGUGCGCGGCCUGCGGCAAGGGCUUCCGCCAGAAGAUUGCCCUUAUCAAGCACCACCGUGUCCAUGAGAGGGGCCGGACGGAUGGGGAUACACAAGGGGCUAAGGAGCACAAGUGCUCCCAGUGCGGCAAGGGCUUCGGCACGAAGGAGAACCUGGCCAGCCACCAGCGGCUUCACACUGCCGAGAGGCCCUUCAAGUGCGGCGAAUGUGGGAAGAGCUUCACGCAGAAGGCCCAGCUGGUGGUGCACCAGCGCAUCCACACCGGGGAGCGCCCCUUCCGCUGCGCCGACUGCCACAAGGGCUUCAUCGACAAUUCCCGGCUCAUCGUCCACCGCCGGAUCCACACCGGCGAGCGGCCCUUCAAGUGCACAGCCUGCGGGAGAGCCUUCACCCAGAAAAUCGCCCUGACCACCCACCAGAGAGUCCACGUGAGGGAGCAGGAGGCCACCCUGGAGCCCUACAAAUACUCCAAGCGCAGCGAGAAUGACAUGGGCAAGACCGAGCCGGGCGAGGAGUGGCCCUUCCCCUGCCACGUAUGUGGCCGGGGAUUCCGCAAGGAGAUAGCCCUCAUCACCCACCAGCGGGUCCACACCAAGUACGAACCCAACAAGUGCAGCAGGUGCGGCCAAGUCUUCCCUGACAAAGCCCAGCUGCUCCUGCAUCAGCCCUCUCACGCGGAGGACCGGCCCUUUAAAUGCAACACCUGCGGGAAGGACUUCAAGCGGAAAGAGAUCCUGAUCACCCACCAGAGAAUCCACACCGGAGAGGUGCCUUUCAAAUGCACGGAGUGCGGGAAGAGCUUCUCCCAGAAGGCCAACCUCAUGAAACACCAACUUACCCAUAUCCGGAGGGGCCCCUUCAUUUGCUCCGAAUGCGGGCAGAGCUACACCACCCUGGGGCAUUUUAAAAGGCACCAGAGGAACCAUCUGAGAAAGAGAGCCCCUUCUGGGGAGGGGAGAGACUCGGGGGAGGAGCCAGAUGCAGAUGAGCUGCCGGAGACGGGCGUGCACAAUGGGCCCAUUAUCGUGGUGAAGACGGAAGUCGAUACAGAUGACUUUGAGGUCCUGCAGGUCCCGUGACCUCACUCCCAGCCAGGAGUGGUGCACGUGUAAAGGGAUCUUCCAGGGGCAACGAAGGAGUGAGGGCCCCCGUGGAGGGUCAGUGCUGCCAACCCCAAGCACUCAAAGAAUCCCAAGUCACGCCACCCCCUCACGUGAGGAAAUUGACAAAAAUGUCACGAAAUUUGAGAAAAAAAACCACACUUGGGAUUCUUUUUUUUUCAACCUUAGGGGAGGGGGGGUGUCACUUUUUCAGGCUUUUCUCUGCAUGGGCCAGAAACGUACUUUUUCAAAUGAAAUCCGUGAUUUCGCAUGUCUUCCCAUGACUCCUGGAGCUGGGUCUUUAUUGAAAAAAUACCAAAUAUUCUGCAAGUUGGCAACGCUGACUCUUCUGUGGGUCCACGAGGGAGCUGG